UCUACUCGUAAACUGUUUAAAAACCUUCACUAUACGAACUGUGAGAUAUGUUUAUGCUCACUAACAACACUAGUUCUGCAGCACUGAGCCUGACCUGCUCACGCUAGCUUUCAUUAAGUGCCCCUGGGACACGUGCUGAAGCAGCUUCAAGCGGAGGGUUCACAGUAAGGCCAUCACUAGGGGGGCUCAGAGGAACAGUUGUUCCCACCCCUGGCUGCAUGUUGGAAUCACCUAGGAGCUUUAAUAACACUGAGAUUUGGGCCUCAGUCCCAGAGAUUUUCAUGUGACAGAUCUGGGCAACAGUGGUCCAGCUCUCUCUCCUGAUGAUUCUGAUGUAUAAUCAAUGUUUUGAGAACCACCACUCUAAAAAGGAAUACUAAAUAGAUGGGGACAUCUGGUGAAUUCUUUUUUUUUUUUUUUAAGCUAUUUUUAAAAUUUUAUUUAUUUAUUUUGAGAGAGAAAGAGUGAGCAGGGGGAUGGGCAGAGAGAGAGGGAGAGAGAGAAUCCCCAGCGGGCUCAGCGCUGUCAGCGCAGAGCCUGAUGUGGGGCUCGAUCUCAUCAACCUGUGAGAUUAUGACCCCAGGCGCUGAGCCACCCAGGCACGCCUGGUGAAUUCUCAUAAUACCAUGUCACUGGCCCCAGAGUUAAGCCUGUUCCUUGGAGAAAGAGGAACCAGAUGCAAGGGCUGGAACCAGAUAAAAUUUUUUAAAAAAUAAGAAAUUAUCAUCACAGCAGGCCACAAGUCAGCAUUAGGGUUGAUGAAUUAUUGCUGUUGGCUUCUUUAUGCUUUCCUCCAGCCCAGAAUUAUCUGGGCCAGCUGAGGCCAGGGUUAUCUCAAUUCUUGGGUUUCCGACAGAGAUGUCAAGGGAAGGACUAUGGAAACCAGCACCUGCCCAGCCUGGAAGGGAUACAGGAAGGGUGUGUGUGUGUGUGUGUGUGUGUGUGUGUGUGUGUGUGUGUUCUGUUAGGAAGGAAGCAAUCAUCAUUUACUCAAUGUCUCCCCAGAGGAUGGCUCAUUAGGUCCUCAAAACAAGUCAGGGUCCAGGCACUUGCUGGAGGUACGGAGUUUUGGAAAGGGAAGAGCAGCUUCCAAGCCCCUGGCUGUGGGGCUUGGAGCCCAAGCCAGCCUCUGCUGAUACCCCUCCCUGCACCAAAGUCUACGCCUGACCCCGGCCAUUCACUGCAUUUCUAGGACUACCAGUUCUCAUGUGCAAAAUGAGUGGAUGGGAGUAAGUGGGUUUUAAGCUUAAAAGAAUACCUGGUCAGGCCAAGAAGUCUGGUAUCAAGACUGUACCACCGAUAAGCUGCUCUUUCAUCCGGGCGCAAAACAAUAACAAGCAGCAAGUGACUCUUGUGUCAACCCUGUGCUUGGCGCUGGUUUAGUGUUAAUUUAUGUAAUCUCCCCAACCACUCCAUGAGGUGGGUGCUGCUGUGAUCCCUUUUCAGCGAAGAAGAAAGGAGGUACCAAGAGGUUGGUGAGUUGUGAAAGUUCCCAGGGCCAGUGUGAGAGAGCAAGGGCCAGGCCUCAGGCUCCAGUGACUGACCCUAUCUGGUCUCUUAGGCUGGAAAGUGUGUGUUUCUGGGACCUGAAAGUCCCAAGCUCCAUUCGCUGCAGUCAUGCCCAGGGACCCCGCAGUUGGGUGGUAGCCAGGUUACGCUGUCCAGGUAGACUCGCCCCUUAAAGAUGCUGACUCCAUCCUGAGAAGCAGGAGCACCUCACACACCAGUUCACACCUCUCGAGGGGUGAGGGGCUCACCGGCCUUUUCUCACAGACAGCUGCAGUCUUCAGCCUCAGCUUCAGGAGAAUAUGAAAGUGUUACUCAGGCUUUGUUUCAUAGCUGUACUGAUUUCUUCUCUGGAAGCCGAUACUUGUGAGGAACGUGAAGAAAAAGUAGUUUUAGUUUCAUCUGCGUAUGAAAUUGAUGUUCGUUCAUGUCUUCUUAACCCGAACGAAAAGAAAGGCACUAUAAUUUGGUAUAAAAAUGACAGCAAGACACCUAUAUCUAUGGAAGUAGACUCCAGAAUUCAUCAGCACAAAGAUAAACUUUGGUUUGUUCCCGCUAAGGUAGAGGAUUCGGGACAUUACUAUUGUGCAGUAAGAAAUUCAACUUACUGCCUCAAAAUUAAAAUAGCUAUUAAGUUUGUGCAGCAUGAACCUAACUUGUGUUACAAUGCAGAAGCUAUAUUUACACAGAAACUACCCAUUGCAAGAGAUGGACAACUUGUGUGUCCUUAUUUGGAUUUUUUUAGAGACGAAAAACAUGAGUUACCCAAAAUACAGUGGCAUAAGGAUUGCAAACCUCUACUACUUGACAAUGUGAACUUUACUGGACUGACAAAUAGACUCAUCAUGACGAAUGUGACUGCAGCACAUAAGGGGAACUAUACUUGUCAAGCAUCCUAUACAUACUUGGGAAAGCAGUAUCGUAUUACCCGGGUUAUAGAACUUCUCACUCUAGAGGAAGACAAGCCUGUGAAGCCUAUAAUUGUGAGUCCAACUAAUGAGACAAUAGAAGCAAGUCUGGGAUCCAGGCUACAGUUGAUCUGCAAUGUCAGUGGCCAGUUGAGUGACUUUGUCUACUGGAAGUGGAAUGGGUCAUUAAUUGAUGAAGACGACCCAGUGUUGGUGGAGGAUUAUUUGCCAGUGGAAAAUCCUUCAACCAAAAGAAAGAACACAAUCAUCACAGUACUUAAUAUUUCAGAAGUGGAAAGUAGAUUUUAUCUAUAUCCAUUUACCUGUGUAGCCAAGAAUACAGAUGGUAUAAAUUCAGCAUAUAUCCAAUUGAUACAUCCAGUCCCUGAUUUCAAGAAGCACACAAUUGGUGUGUUUGUCAUGUUAACUCUAGUAAUUACAUGCUCUGUUUUCAUCUACAAAAUCUUCAAGGUUGACAUUGUGCUUUGGUACAGGGAUUCUUGCUAUGAUUUUCUCCCUCCAAAAGCUUCAGAUGGAAAGACCUAUGAUGCAUAUAUACUAUAUCCAAAGACCCUUGGGGAAGGGUCCACCUCGAACUCAGAUAUCUUUGUGUUUAAAGUCUUGCCUGAGGUCUUGGAAAAACAGUGUGGAUAUAAGCUGUUCAUUUAUGGAAGGGACGCCUAUGUUGGGGAAGACAUUGUUGAUGUCACUAAUGAAAACAUAAAGAAAAGCAGAAGACUGAUCAUCGUUUUGGUCCCAGAGGCAUCAGGAUUGGGCUGGCUGGAGAAUUCAUCUGAAGAGCAGAUAGCAAUGUACAAUGCUUUCAUUCAGGAUGGGAUUAAAGUUGUCCUGCUUGAACUGGAGACGAUCCAAGACUAUGAGAACAUGCCAGAAACCAUUAAAUUCAUUAAGCAGAAACAUGGGGCCAUACGCUGGUCAGGGGACUUUAGAGAGGACGUGCAGUCUGCAAAGACAAGGUUCUGGAAGAAUGUUAGGUACCACAUGCCUGUCCAGCGGCAGCCACCUUCAUCCAAACACCAGUUACUGUCCUUGGCCAUGAGACCAGACUCGAAGAAAAAGCUUCAGAGGGAGGUGCAUGUGCCUCUCGGGUAGCAGGGAGAAGCUUGGCCAAGAGUUCCUUGGGUGACUCCUGUCUUCUGGCAUUGCAGGCCAGGCUGUGCCCUCACUGACUGUACAGUCAUAAAAUGCACGUGUAGAGUCUCUUAUCCUUGAGGUCACCUGGAAUCGGAUUGCUAAGGGAGUAGGAUGUGGUGACAAUAGCAGGUCAGGGCAAUUCAGAGCUGAGAGCUUGGCAGUCCCUUUUAAAAGGUAACAAAUGCCCUGUCCAAAUGUUUGAACUGCUGAGAACAGGCACCAGGACAGCAAAUGAGAGGAAAGAACAAUCAGGAAAUAUUUAUCAUCUAUAAAUGUUUUUAUGGAGCUGUCCACAGUCCAAGGAGGGCGGCUAUGACCCAGCCCCCGGGGAUAGCAUGGUCACUGGCCCCCCCAGAGGCUUUCCUUGGCAGUGCUGCAGGCAAAGUGAGACUGGUAUUUCACAGAGGAGGGAAGAAGUAUGCUUGGAGAACUUUCCAUUUGCUUCGCACUUUCCCUACCCAUCAACAGCCAGCAGUCUGUUUCCAGAGACUGAAUUUCAUUUCACAGCCCUUUAAAAUUCUCAUUUCAGUGAAAAAAGGAUUGCAUGUUUUUGAAAUCACCUUAGCUUUCUGCUGGAGAGAGGGCAUUUCAAAAGCAGGAGUAGCAGAGAAUAGAUCCACUCUGGACACCUUCCCCCCUGGAAUGACCCUUCUGUAGCACCUUCCUCUUGUGCAUUCCACUUGACUCAUCAUGUCUUUGGAAGGACAGCUUCCCAAUCCCUUCCUCCCCCCUCUCUGUCACACACCUGGUCCACGGAUUACCCUUCCUUCAUAAAAUGCUGCUCCAAGCUCCUCCUGUUCCUACUGAAAACACCUCUCCUGGUUUAGGACCUAAAGCCCAAUUACGCAUUUGCAUUUCACCACUGCUGCCCCCAAACCCCCAGUCUGUCCGCACAGCUGUGCCUCUCACUGUCCAGCUCUGUGAACUCCCAGGUCGGCCUUUGCGCACUUCUACACCUGCCCCUAGUGUUCCUUCAUCUCUGCUUCUCCUUCCAGUCUCCUCCGACCAGAAUGUCUUCUGGAAUUUUCUCCAACCCCCCAGAGUUGUAUGAAAUUCAAAAUUUACCCCAACUCUGUUUCUCUAAGAGACUUCCCCAAGAAACUGCCCUGAGACACCUGCUCUCUGCUCUGAGUCUGAUAGCACUUAGUCUGCUGGCCGUCACUUUAUGAGAAGGUGGUUCUGUGUCCCAACUAGAGAGACCCUGCUCUCUGCAGGAGGGGCUGUCUCUUGUAGUCUGCGGUGGCUUCACCAGUAAUUAGCACAUGUGACAUAGAUUUGUGUGGGGCUUUCUUGUUGAAAACUGUCCACAGAUUCUCAUAUUUAAGUUUUACAAUCAUCCUAAUUUUAUAGAGAAAAGAAGUGACCUAUUUUUUGUUUUGUUUUGUUUUGUUUUUGUUUGUUUUUUGUUUUUUAAAUCACGCUUAGUGCUGUCAGACGUAGGGCUUCUGGCUCCGUCGCUGGCUUCUUAGUGCAGUGUCCUGAACGCUUGACUUCAGGUCAUUGAGUGUCCCCUUCGCCCCUACCCUGGCACUUUUGUGAGAAGAAAUGACUGUUUUCUGAGAUGGUGGCUGAGUCUAGAGAUGCUGUCUUUAAGAAGCCAAAUUCUAAACUUUUGAGUGUUGGAAUUUACAAAAAUUGUUUUGAGUUUACGGAAAACAUUUCUGCUGUCAUAUAGUCUUUCCCAAAAGGUAGAUAUUUCUUAGUGAAUUAAAAAUGAAAGCAAGUUGCUGUUUUGGUCUAGGACACGGUUUUUUAAAACGUGAUGAUAGUCCUUAGAGAAACCCUGGAAAACUGCAAAGCCAAGUUCAUGUGCCAUUUGCUGAGGGGCACGGGCGCCAUUUUUAGAAGUUGCGUGAACAUGGACAGGCCCUAUGUUUUUUUUUAUUUUUUAUGCUUAAUGCUAUGGGUGAACACAGUCUUAUAUAGCAUAUUUUUUCCCCCUGAAAGCAGUUAGAGCCAGACAGAAACAGAGUUGAAUGCUUUGCCUCUUCUCUUUCUACCUGCUUUUUCUUAGAUCCAAUCUGACAGCAUUGCGUAAUAGUGCUGUUUUGAGACUGUUGUUGUUGUUGUUGUUGUUUUUAAAAAACUGCCUUAUCUUUAUUUGCCAGCAUAUACACGAACUGUAGCCAGAAGUCUGUGGGGCUCGGGUGGGGGGGCUGUUAUGCCCCCAAAAGGCCUAUCAGAUGCUUAAAAAUUAUGUUGCUGAUCAUUUUUAGUCCGUCAUCUGUAAAAUAUACUUGCUAUGUAGUGUCACGAAAGCCAAUUCCAAACAUUAGACUUAGCAGCAAAGUUGGCCAGAAAGUAAGGAGUGGGGAGAACUACCAAGAAUUACCAGUGGCAUUUGCACCUGGAAUUUCUGGAGGGACAAGAAUCAGGGGAUGUGCCCUGGGACCAGGAGGAGCCCCAACAGGAAAGUGCAUGUCGCCUGUCACUCCCAGUCCUUCCAGGGGGGAUUCCGGGGGAAGGCGCUACACUCCUAGUUCCCUGGGAACUUCCUUUGUUUUAUUGUUUUCCCUGAAAACCUCUUUUAAGCUCUUCCUUUCAGGCCUUUCCCAUUAAUUAGAUUUUACUGCAUUAUCUGAUGGUAAUUUUUUUUUGUUUGUGUGAGUGUUUAAAGGAGAGUUUGCCAUAAAGCAUUUCGCUUCCAGUUGUCAAAAACUGGCUUAGCAGAAUUUAUAUCUUCCUUCUUCCACCUCCCUUUGUUUAUUUGCAAUAACAGAAAAGGUAGUGAGCCAUUUUUCUCAGUGGUAUUUUUGAUAAAUUAUAUUUUUAUUGGUUAAUGAUGAAGGGUUUUUAAAAACUUGUUUGUACAAUUCUAAGCAGAUACCAAGUAUUUUUAUAUAGUAAAACACCAGAUUCAUGUACAGCAUGUAUCACUGAUCGAUGGACUGUACUUGUUUUCCAAUAAAAUUGGCAAAAGCUGG
Panthera uncia (snow leopard) is the source of this 6493-nucleotide messenger RNA. It is a transcript of the gene IL1R1, whose product is annotated as interleukin 1 receptor type 1. Gene Ontology annotation, biological process: signal transduction; regulation of inflammatory response. The record is from RefSeq and is a predicted model, not a curated record. Gene Ontology annotation, molecular function: interleukin-1, type I, activating receptor activity. The transcript is spliced from 12 exons. NCBI's taxonomy places the organism in Eukaryota, Metazoa, Chordata, Mammalia, Carnivora, Felidae. The coding region runs from base 1809 to 3527 and encodes 572 amino acids.